UCUCCAUUACUGUUACUUUCUAUCUCUAUAAUACACAUUGAAGGAGAAAGAACGGGUUUGUAGUUGGUUCGUUGCGUUUCUUUCUCCUUCAUUCUCUUUCCUCUCUCUCUCAGUUAACUCUGUUUCUAUUUUACGCGCCUCAACAGAAUCUUCCCCUCUCCCUUUGUUUUCUUCGUCUGAUUCUCAGAUCCUCUUCCUACCUUUUGAUCUGAUCUCUGACAAAAGAGAUAGAGAUUGAUGAUUUCUCGUGUUUGUAGUCUCUUUAACAAUCACACUGUGUGAUGGGUUUUGAUGUAUUAAAAUAGAUCACUCUCUCUUCCUUUUUCCUCUUUAAGGCUUUAAAUUAUAUUAAAAAAAACACGUAUUUUCUUUUUCUUUGAGUCUCAAAAAGGGGUAGACCCAGAAGUCCUACCUUUAACCUUUUCUUGGUCAGCUUUGAAAGGCUUGAUCUUUUUUUAUAUAUAUAUAUAUUUGUUGCUUUGUUCAUUCAAUCUUGGCGAUGUGGGUUUAGGAACUACCACUGCUCUGUAUUGUCAGCUGAGGAUUUAUUAUAUUCAUCAUUAGUAGUCUUUGCAUCAAGUAGCUGGAACUGAUACAGAGCUAAAAUCAUCAUUGCUCUUUGUGUUGUGAUAAUUUGGAUCUAAAGCCUCAAAUCUUUACUCGCUGGAUCACCGUGGGUGUGAUUGUACAACAGUUGGUCUGGAGUGCCUUGUUAAUAUAAUCAGGGCCCUGAGAAUGGGGUCCUGUUUAUCUGCAGAGAGCAGGAGUCCUACUACACCGGGCUCUCCUUGCUCUCCUGGCUUUGGUGUUAGGAAGAGGAAGAACUCUAAGAAGAGACUUGGUGGCGGCUCCAGGAACUCCUCCUUUGAUUCAAGGAGAGAUGAUCCCUUGCACCGGGUUCCGGGUCGGAUGUUCUUGAAUGGAUCGAGCGAGGCUGCUUGUAUCUUCACUCAACAAGGCAAGAAAGGCCCUAAUCAAGAUGCAAUGGUUGUGUGGGAGAACUUUGGUUCGAGGACAGAUACAGUCUUCUGUGGAGUGUUUGAUGGGCAUGGUCCAUAUGGUCAUAUGGUUGCCAAGAGAGUCAGAGACAAUCUUCCUCUCAAAUUAAGUACUUAUUGGGAAGCUAAAGUACCAGCUGAAGGUGCUCUAAAGACGAUCACCACCGUUAAUAGUGCCAGCAACAUCAACACCUCUGAAGAUGCUGCUGCUGCUUCUUUUGUAUCUGCUGAAGAAGAACCUAGGCCAUCUGUUGAUAUGGAGGAGGAGGAGAGCACAGAAGAGUCCCAAUCCGAACUGUUUCGAACUCUGAAAGAGGCGUUUCUUAAGGCUUUCAAAGUUAUGGACAGAGAACUUAAGUUCCAUAGAAGUGUUGACUGUUUCUGUAGUGGUACAACGGCUGUUACUUUGAUCAAGCAGGGUGAGUAUCUUGUUGUUGGAAACAUUGGGGACUCCAGAGCUGUGAUGGGCACAAGAAACGGUGAAAAUGCACUUGUUCCUGUUCAACUUACUGUUGAUCUCAAGCCAAAUCUCCCAGCUGAGGCAGAGAGAAUAAAAAAGUGUCGUGGACGUGUGUUUGCCCUUAGAGAUGAACCUGAAGUAUGUAGAGUUUGGCUGCCAAACUGUGACUCACCUGGACUCGCCAUGGCACGUGCUUUCGGAGACUUUUGUCUUAAAGAUUUUGGUCUAAUCUCUGUCCCUGAUGUAUCAUUCCGUCGGUUAACCGAAAAAGAUGAGUUUAUAGUGUUGGCUUCAGAUGGGAUAUGGGAUGUUCUCUCAAAUGAAGAGGUAGUGGCAAUUGUGGCUUCAGCACCAUCACGUUCCACUGCAGCAAGAGCUUUAGUGGAGUCUGCGGUUAGAGCUUGGAGAUACAAAUACCCUACCUCCAAAGUCGAUGACUGUGCUGCGGUUUGCUUGUAUCUUGACUCCAACAACAACACAAACGUACUAUCUACAGCUUCUUCCAUCUCCAAACUCGAAGACGAAGACGUAGAAGAACUAAAAAUCGAAAAUGAUGAUGCAUCAGGUCGUUCGAGUACUGUCAAGACGGGAAAAGAGAUUGCUCUUGACGAAAGCGAAGCUGAAAGGCUGAUUAGAGAAGAGGAUAACUCGGAUGCAGAGCAUGGAACAGAGUACUCUGCACUAGAAGGUGUUGCAAGAGUUAAUACACUUUUAACCUUACCAAGAUUUGUGCCUGGUAAGUGAAAAGAGUAAAAGAAGAGUUUGAAGAAGUUGAGAGAGGCCACAAAACAUAAUUAAAUAAAUUAAUCAGGAGGGCAGGAGAGGUACUGUUUCUUUUUCUUUUUUUCCACCUUUCUACAUUGGUCUCUUAUUUUUUUCUUCGAGACAUUCAUUGGUUUUGGAACAUAAACUUAUGUCAGUUUUGUUUUCUAUUUAUGUUUUUCUUUCUUUCUUGUUAAUGUUUUUGGUUUUGUCAGUAAAGAAAGUGAAAACACACUAUCAAAUGAUGUAAUAAUGGCUUUGUGUCUGUGAUACCGUGAUAACCCCUCAGGCUUAAUUUUGUUUGUCUGAAGGGUAUUUCCUGUUUUUUUUGUCUUUUUCUUUAUAAAAGCUCCAGUUACAUCAACUGCAGAUUUGCUUCAA
Molecule: messenger RNA, 2601 nt
Organism: Raphanus sativus (radish)
Lineage: Eukaryota; Viridiplantae; Streptophyta; Magnoliopsida; Brassicales; Brassicaceae
Product: probable protein phosphatase 2C 33
Exons: 7
Coding region: 736-2202 (488 amino acids)
Biological process (GO): protein dephosphorylation
Molecular function (GO): protein serine/threonine phosphatase activity
Source: RefSeq, a predicted model, not a curated record